This is a messenger RNA of Drosophila bipectinata, 2313 nucleotides long. Its product is annotated as lipase 3. Lineage: Eukaryota; Metazoa; Arthropoda; Insecta; Diptera; Drosophilidae. The record is from RefSeq and is a predicted model, not a curated record. Gene Ontology annotation, biological process: lipid metabolic process.
CCAGUCGAGCUGCGAAGCUCAAGCCAGACGGUUGCCAAUCGGAGUUUUUUUUCCCAUGCGCCUGCGCACACGCCCCAGCGAUCGAGUGCCUCGAGACACCUGUGCUGCCCAUUGUGACACCUGUGCCAUCAGUGCCAAGCUCUCUGCCCUUUCCUGCCUUUGCCACAGACUGAUCCCAAGGAUACCACCGAUUAGAUUCGAGUGCCAAAAGCCCGACACGUAACCGACGACUAGUGUGACGAAAGCACGGGAGAGAGCAAAAGAUAGUGGUGACGACGUAACCGUUACGCUUAAGUGCAGGCCACAGUUGCAUUUGCCAAUUUGCCCCAUUUUGUGUGUCCGACUGAGCGUGAGUCAGAGUGAGUGUGGAGUGAGUGUCGCGGUGAGUGCCGGAGUGAGGUGUGAAUAUUCGCGAUGCGUCCCACCGUCAGCGGCCGGGGUCGCCUUCUAAUGGCCCUGCUGCUGCACUGCCUCGUGACUUUGGAAGUUUGCGGCAGAGCGGGAGCCUUUACGCUCCUCUCGCCUUUCAGCUAUACGUCCUUGAGCUUCAAAAAUCUUCUCAAUUCGGUUUUGCUGUCAAGCAAUGCCAACUUGGCCGGUGUGGGGCGUAAUCUCAAGUCGGACGUCCUCGAAGAUGCCUCCCUCAUCACGCCCAAAUUAAUACGCAAAUAUGGAUAUCCAUCGGAGACCCACACGGUGGUGACAAAGGAUGGCUACAUCCUGGAAAUGCAUCGCAUUCCGAAAAAGGGUGCUCAGCCUGUACUACUAAUGCACGGCAUUCUGGACACGUCGGCCACCUGGGUGCUGAUGGGUCCCAAGUCCGGAUUGGGGUAUAUGCUCUCCGACCUGGGCUACGACGUGUGGAUGGGCAACUCCCGGGGCAACCGCUACUCAAAGAACCACACCAGCCUGAACAGCGACUACCAGGAAUUCUGGGACUUUACCUUCCACGAGAUGGGCAAAUACGACCUGCCGGCCAACAUCGACUACAUCCUGAGCAAGACGGGCUACGAGCAGCUCCACUACAUCGGCCACUCGCAGGGCACGGCCAUCUUCUGGGUACUGUGCUCCGAGCAACCCGCCUACACCCAGAAGAUCACCUCGAUGCACGCCCUGGCCCCCAUUGCCUACAUCCACGACAUGAAGAGUCCCCUUUUCCGCACCCUGGUGCUCUUCCUCGACUUUCUGACGGCCGCCACACGAAUGCUGCGCAUUACGGAAUUCAUGCCCAACACAAAAUUCCUAGUGGACCACAGCCAGGUUGUGUGCCACGACAACGCCAUGACGCAGGACGUGUGCUCGAAUAUCCUGUUUUUGGUAGCAGGCUACAACUCCGAACAGUUGAACAAAACUAUGCUACCUGUAAUGCUGAGCCACACCCCCUCAGGCGCCUCUAUCAAGCAACUGGAACACUUUGGCCAGCUAAUGAAGUCCGGGCACUUCCGCAAGUUUGACCGGGGCUAUCUGCGCAACCAGCUGGAGUACAACCGGAUGACUCCACCGGACUACGACCUAUCUCGGGUGAAGGUACCAGUAGCGCUUUACUAUUCAGUGAAUGAUCUGCUGGUGUCCACCACCGGAGUGGAUCGUCUGGCCAGGGAGCUGCCUAACGUGAUUGACAAGUAUCUGGUGCCCAUGGAGCGCUUUAAUCACCUGGACUUCCUGUGGGCCAUUGACGUGAAGCCGCUGGUCUACAACAGGCUGGUGCGUAAUGUGCGCCGGGUGGAGAACCAUCGGGCCAAGCUGACUGCCAAUCUGGCCAACUAUCUGGCCAUGCAGCUCCAACGUCAGCAGCUCCGCCAACAGAUGCAGCAGCAAAUGAUGGAGGGCCUGCCGCCCAAUGUUCACCUACCCCACGGUCUGGGCAUGGAAAUGAUUGCCACUGCCGCUGCUCCGCCUGCAACCACUCCUGCCACGCCCGCCACAACGCCAAUACCCACGCCUUUGCCCACCUCCGCCACAACAGAAGAUUCCCUUUUGGAAGACGAUGAUGACAUGCUGAUCACUACCACUAGCUCCACAGAAUCAUCCGCGUGACUCUGACAACCUGGCGAAGUUCUUUUCGUUUAAAUUCCAUAUGACUGUGAUGACAUUUUUAACAAUUUACCGAUCGCAGCAUCGCCAGGACAUCCAGCUGGAGAAACCUUUCCGGUGCUUCCACUCAGGCACGCCCCGCCUAGAGGCGCAAUCCAUUCCCAUGCAUCCAACAAUCAUUUUCACACAGAUCACCAAUUUUGUUGUUCGGCAGCAAGUUUCGGUCAACUUUUUAACCAGAAUUGUUGAAAUCGCCUUCUGUGCUACUCUUAAUACUAU